Molecule: messenger RNA, 1639 nt
Organism: Hippocampus comes (tiger tail seahorse)
Lineage: Eukaryota; Metazoa; Chordata; Actinopteri; Syngnathiformes; Syngnathidae
Gene: ap1m2
Product: adaptor related protein complex 1 subunit mu 2
Exons: 12
Coding region: 162-1436 (424 amino acids)
Biological process (GO): vesicle-mediated transport; intracellular protein transport
Cellular component (GO): clathrin adaptor complex
Source: RefSeq, a predicted model, not a curated record
GAUACGAUGACGUCGCAGGGGAGCAGCAGCAGCCUUUUCUAGCAGCACGUCCAGCCAGCAUUGCUUCGAUGUGGAUAUUUUUUUCAGUUAUGAGAUCGAUUUACUAACAGCUGUGGACUCGGAUUUGAAACUUUAAACUGUUUUGCGCGUUUUCGUGAACUAUGUCUCUCUCGGCUGUGUUUGUGUUGGAUCUGAAGGGGAAGGUGUUGAUAUGUCGCAAUUACAAGGGUGAUGUGGACAUGGCGGAGAUUGACCACUUCAUGCCUCUGCUCAUGCAGCACGACGACGAAGGGCUUACGUGUCCUGUAAUGUCACACGGCAACGUUCACUUCAUGUGGAUCAAACACAGCAACCUCUACUUGGUGGCCACAACAAACAAGAACUCAAACGCCUCACUCGUGUACUCCUUCCUCUAUAAACUUGUCGAGGUGUUUACGGAGUAUUUUAAGGAGCUGGAGGAGGAGAGCAUUCAAGACAACUUUGUGGUUGUCUACGAGCUCCUGGACGAGUUGAUGGAUUUUGGAUUUCCUCAGACUACCGACAGCAAAAUCCUUCAGGAAUACAUUACACAGGAGGGUGCCAAACUUGAGGUGGCAAAGUCGAAGGUGCCGACCACGGUCACCAACGCUGUUUCCUGGAGGUCCGAGGGUAUCAAAUACAAGAAGAAUGAAGUCUUUAUCGACGUCAUCGAGUCCAUCAAUGUGUUGGUGAAUGCAAACGGCAGUGUGAUGAGCAGCGACAUUGUGGGCAGCAUCAAAUUGAAGACCAUGCUGUCAGGGAUGCCCGAACUGCGACUCGGUCUCAACGACAGAGUGCUCUUUGCGCUCACCGGACGUGACAAGGGCAAGACAGUGGUGAUGGAAGAUGUGAAGUUCCACCAGUGUGUACGGCUGUCACGCUUCGAGAACGACCGCACCAUCUCCUUUAUUCCGCCGGAUGGGGAGUCUGAGCUUAUGUCCUACCGCAUCAAUACCCACGUGAAACCGCUGAUAUGGAUUGAAUCAAUCAUUGAGAAGUUCUCUCACAGCCGAGUGGAAAUCAUGGUGAAGGCAAAGGGCCAGUUUAAAAAACAAUCUGUGGCAAACAACGUGGAGGUUAGAAUUCCUGUCCCCAGUGAUGCCGACUCUCCCAAAUUCAAAACCAGUACGGGCAAUGCCAAAUAUGUACCAGAGAAGAAUUGGGUGGUGUGGACCAUCAAAUCUUUCCCAGGAGGCAAAGAGUUUCUAAUGAGGGCCCACUUUGGUCUACCCAGUGUGGAGAAUGAUGAGCUUGAGGGCAAACCUCCCAUUACUGUCAAAUUUGAAAUCCCUUACUUCACAGUCUCUGGAAUACAGGUGCGAUACAUGAAGAUCAUAGAAAAAAGUGGUUACCAAGCCUUGCCGUGGGUCCGUUACAUUACGCAAAGUGGAGAUUACCAGCUGCGGACCAAUAUGUAAAGGAAGAAGAGCAGUUCAUACUAGUAAUCCCAUGAACUUGUGGACACAGAGACUGCCUUUUCAAUUUCAGCUGAGCUAUUUAGUGGCUCUGAUUUGAUUAUUGAAAAGGAAGUGGAUUUUAAUUCUGUAAUGAAGUGAAUUUUAAUUAUUUUGAAUAUUGAAAGCUUCCAAAAACAAAUAAAGCACCUGUUUAUUCAAAUUAU